GUUGCAAAUUCUCCUGCAUGCAUUUCGUGAAACAGUGUGAUUGAGAGUGUGACGAAGGAACGGAGUUCUGCGAGAAUGAUCGCAGAUUUCGCAAAUUUCGCGUUUUACGGUCUUUUGAGUCUAAUUGCCUUUAUUGAGUGAGAGCUAAGCAAGACGAAAGUCACAAAUAGAGAUUAGCCAGAACGAUCGUGAACUCGCAUUUGAGUGCUGCGUGGUAUUCGCGAGUGCUCGGGGUGCGAAAUAACCUAUUGGGUAUAGUGAAACGAGACGGGAGUGCGGACAGAAGGAUGCGCGUCGUAAACCCGUCAUCGUUCUCGUCGGUGUUGGUGCUGGUGGUGCGGAAGUUGUGAGCGUGUCACUCCAGAGUCUAGCAUUCGGCGUCGAGAUUCGUGAUGCAGUCGAUUUAUUGGACCGGUCGGCUACUGUCGCGAGCACUUUGGAACAGUAUCGCGAGCUACUCCGCCUGCGGCGCCGAGCAGCAAACGAACGCGGGAUUUGUCACAAGUAAUAAGCGUCGCGAGGCCUCGUUCAUCUCCGCUGUAUGCGGUUUCCCAAAAGACUUUAAGCGGAGUCGAGUACGCAAAGGUCAAUUCGGCGAUGACGCCUGGUUCAGCGCCAAAUUCAAGGCUGGCGAAGUUAUAGGUGUAGCUGAUGGUGUAGGAGGAUGGCGACAUUAUGGAAUCGAUCCGGGAGAGUUUUCUAGUUGUUUGAUGAAGACUUGUGAGAGACUAGUUUCUAUGGACAAAUUCGCACCUACAGAACCAUCUGGUUUAUUAGCACGUAGUUACUACGAAUUAUUAGAAAGUAAACAACCAAUAUUAGGUAGUAGCACCGCAUGCGUCAUAGUUCUCAAUAAAGAGACAAGCAGCAUUUACACAGCUAAUAUAGGAGAUAGUGGCUUUGUUGUCGUACGAAGAGGGGAAGUAGUGCAUCGCUCGUCCGAGCAACAACAUUACUUCAAUACUCCCUUCCAAUUAUCGCUGCCACCUCCGGGACAUUCUCGUCUGGUGCUUAGCGACAGUCCAGAAUCAGCCGACACUUCAAGUUUCGGCGUCGAAGAUGGCGAUGUAAUUCUCUUGGCGACCGACGGGGUAUUCGACAAUGUGCCUGAUCAGUUGCUAGUCACUGAAAUGCGAAAAAUCGAAGGUGAAAGGGACCCGACCAAAAUACAAAACGUCGCUAACUCGAUAGCCUGGAUGGCGCGCAGGUUGGCCUUCGAUGGCGACUUUAUGUCUCCGUUUGCUCAAAGUGCACAGAAGAACGGAAUCGACGCGAUAGGUGGUAAGCCGGACGACAUCACGGUGCUUUUAGCAACAGUGGCAAUAUGAUAAAA
This is a messenger RNA of Harpegnathos saltator (Jerdon's jumping ant), 1333 nucleotides long. RefSeq names its product protein phosphatase PTC7 homolog. Gene Ontology annotation, cellular component: mitochondrion. The record is from RefSeq and is a predicted model, not a curated record. Gene Ontology annotation, molecular function: protein serine/threonine phosphatase activity. NCBI's taxonomy places the organism in Eukaryota, Metazoa, Arthropoda, Insecta, Hymenoptera, Formicidae. Gene Ontology annotation, biological process: protein dephosphorylation. The transcript has 5 exons. Bases 393 to 1328 code for a protein of 311 amino acids.